UAUCAUUUGAAAAUACGUGAGUGUUAAAAUAUUAGCUGUGUCGGAACAAUUGAUUGUAUAUGUAUACAUUUAUCUUUCUCUCAAUAGAUACUUUCCUCUCUGUUAGUUCCUCCGUCCUGCUCAUUCCUUCAAUCGUUCUUUCCAUCCUUUUUGUUUAUUAAUAUGCAUUGAAGUACCUUCACUUUAUUACGAAUGAAUCUUCCGAAGAAUAGGAUUGCGUGUCAAAGAAAAAACCAGUCGAUCGUUAUUCGAUCGAAAAUUGCCGUGUUAUUCUGUUGGAAUUAAGUGACCGGCUGAUUAAAAGUACAACGACAGAUAAAUUAAUGAAUAUGCAAAGUUUUUAAAUUUGUGUCGCGCGAAAUUUCCAAUUUUUUUCCAAAGGGUUGCAAUAAUGUCUAAAAAGAUUAAUUGCAACAAAAUGUUAGUUCACCAGUUGUCGUCUGUAUUACCUGAUGAUAGGCCCAUCACAGCCAUAAAUAUUGUUGAAGAUAUAGAUAAGUGUCCACCAAAUUUUACAGUGGUAUCACGAACAUAUGACCAAGAUACUGAUGCUGAUCUAUGGAGAGAAAGUGGACUUUUUAUUAAAAAGAAAGGUAGAUACAUAUGUUUUUCAAAGACUGAAGGAUUACCCCAGUGUGUGGUCGAAGAUAUCGUAGUCAUUAAUGAACGAGAUACUCCUCCAGAAGGAUAUAGCAUAAUUUCUUAUACUGUAGAUUCAAUGCAGAAGGCAUGGAGAAAGAAACAGGUGUGCUAUAAAAUUAGAAAUAAGGAACUAUGCUCGAAAGCAGUUACUGAUAUUAUCAUAUGUAGUAGAGUUAUACAUAAGGUUUAUACAUCUAAAAUGGCACCAAAUGGAUUUAUUGCUGCUGGUGUUAUUAACGGAGUUUGUGUUUGCUACAAAACUGUGGAUAUUGUAAAUGGAAAUUCAAAUUCACAGUCAUAUGUUAAUAUAGACUUACUACAAAGUGCUUCCCCAAAUCCAUCAAAUGGGACACCCCAUAGAAUACCGCCCGAGAGGCCACCAAAACCAAAGUUUUCGCCAAAACCAGCAAAUGGGGUUUAUCCAAAAAUUAGUGGAAGUGGAGGAAAGGAUACAGAGGAAUCUAACGAUAGAGAUUAUGAAAUUUUGAGUCCUAGUGCAAGAAUUAGACCUACGAGACCUGCUCCGCAACCCCCUACAUCAACAGUUGUUGGAUCUACAUCAAUUUAUGGUACACUACCAGGAUCUUCCGAUUUGGAUGGAGUCCCAUUUGUUCUUAAUCCACGUCUUAGUGUUCAUUCUGAUUCUUCUACUAAUAAACUUCCUGUGAUUAAAAUUUGGACUCAGAAAGACUUGGAUAAAGAGUUCUUUUACGAUUUUUGUGCAGAGAGAGAAACUUGAAGAAACCAUUGUGCCAAAUUAAUUGCGUGAUUGUUCACGCAAUUUUUCAGCUAUGUCUAUACAUUUGUAUUGAUAAUAUAGCACUAGCCAAGUGUAAUAGAGUGCCUGAACGAGUGAUUCAUACUAACCUACGAAAAUGGAAUUACUUUCAAAACAUUUACCGAUGAAAUGUUCGAAUUUAAAUAUUGUCCAUUUUCUAAAGUACUUUUCUCUUCCAUGCUCUAUUUAGAUUUUGAUACCAGUAACAGUUAGCACUGUAUUUUUAUAGAGUUGCGUUGUAUUUUUAUAGAUAGUAGAAGUUAUAUAUAUAUGUAUAUUAUAUAUAAUUGUAUCAUAUGUUCUAGUUGUUUAUAAAUCGCCACAAAAUACUUAAUAUUAUACUGGUGUAUUCCUAUUUCUUAAUCAAACGCAGGAAUCUUUCAAUAAAGUCAUCUUUAAUUUUAUUUCCAACAAAAAA
This is a messenger RNA of Bombus terrestris (buff-tailed bumblebee), 1838 nucleotides long. RefSeq lists its product as uncharacterized. Bases 392 to 1381 code for a protein of 329 amino acids. Lineage: Eukaryota; Metazoa; Arthropoda; Insecta; Hymenoptera; Apidae. The transcript is spliced from 8 exons. Gene Ontology annotation, biological process: receptor catabolic process; endosome to lysosome transport via multivesicular body sorting pathway; regulation of epidermal growth factor receptor signaling pathway. Gene Ontology annotation, cellular component: ESCRT I complex; cytosol. The record is from RefSeq and is a predicted model, not a curated record.